Paralichthys olivaceus (Japanese flounder) is the source of this 4178-nucleotide messenger RNA. The record is from RefSeq and is a predicted model, not a curated record. NCBI's taxonomy places the organism in Eukaryota, Metazoa, Chordata, Actinopteri, Pleuronectiformes, Paralichthyidae.
UGAAAACUAAUAUAUACAGUGUAAAGUGUGAGAAUAAAAGAAUAAUAAAUACAAAUUAUAUUGUAAGAUGUAUAUUGUGUUCUGUUGAGUACCCUAUGACCUACAUUCAGUACUUUAUAAUUACAAUGCAGCUUAUAACCUGGUUUCAAGCAAGACAAUGUCCUAUAUCAAAUGCCAUAUGUUCAUUUCCAACACAUGUUCAAAUGCUCAUAACCUGCAAUACGUUGAUGUUUGGGAGAUGAAACCAGCUCAGAGUACAAUCCAUUUCAUUGUAAUAUUCAAAUUCUGACAAAACCCAAGACUGACCAAGAUUUAAAGCCAUCAGAUCUGGUUAGUGUGUCAAAGUAUCAGUUUGAUGUGAUAAUCUAAUUCAAGGUCUUUGGGUAAAUAAAUAAAGACACAACAGCAAUAUCUUUAUAAAUAUUCUUAAAAAUAGUCUCAGGGUGAAAAUUGUAGCUUCGUUUUUUUUUUUAUCAGAGCAGUGGAAAGAGUGAGGUUGUGGUAAUCGAUAGAAAAUUGAAAAUGAGAUACAUCAUCACAAACAUUGUUUUUAUGAUCAUGCUCCGCUCUGUGUGAGAUAAUAACACCUUUUUCAUUCAGCUUGUCUGUAUCCAUGGUGACAUCUAGACGAUGAAUAAAAAAACAAUUACACACAUUCUUAAAACUCUUAAAACAAUCGUAUUGAUGAGAAAGUCAAGUGCUGUGAACUGAACAGAGCUGUGUGUUUUCUUUCUGUGAUCCAGACUGUUUCUUUAUGCACAUUAUUGAUUAAGAGAUCUAUUCUAUUCUAUUCUGCUCUAGUUGAUCACAGCCCCUUCUGUUGUGCUCUGUUCUACACUCCUGCUUGUGAUUGGCGCAGGGACAUGGGAAGUCCGAUGACGCAGACCAAUGGGUUUAGAGCUUUAUUCUUUAGUCCCGGUUCCAGAGUGGCCUGUUUCUAUUUUAAGUAGCAGGUGAAAUAUCGGUGAGUAUUUCUCAUUCUAAUAUUACAGCUAUGUUUAUCAUGGUUAAUAUUAAUGACAGUAAACAUUAUGUAUUUAUGAGACAUGAGUGGCGGAGGUGGACGUGUCCUGAGGAUAAUUGUAUCACAUCGUUCCUCGACGUGCGCUCUUUUUACGCACGGAUGAGUCGUCUACGUUUGGCAUAACUAGUCGCAUAGAUUUGCAGUGAUCUGACCUACAUGUUCACAGACACGUUGUGAUGUGUGUACAGAUGCUUUAUGUCUGUUGUUUAUGUGCAAACACACAGACACACUGAGUAAGAGGAUUUCUCAUGGUGAUGCGUUCCCGUCACAAGUCCGUCACUUCCAGAUCCAGUCAAGAUUAAUGUGUCACCCACCAUGGAGGGUCUGCAGCCGCGCCCCCAGCCUGUGGAGCUGCUCCAUAACACCCACCAUUUAUCAAUCUAAAACAAUAAAAACACUGUCGGUGUAGUAGAGAUGGAUGAUGUUGCUCCACACCGUUCAAAUAACUGGGUUCUACACAGACAAAGAGAAAAACACGUUGAAACGAUGACCCGUCGAUUUGUUUAUGACUCUCACCUGUACAAACACAAGGUGGCGCCAUAUCUCCGAUUGAAUCCUCCCAUUGAUCGAUAGCUCUGCCUGCAGGUCUGAUAACAAUGGAAAUGUAUGCUGUGCCCAGCCCGGGGAUACCAGGCUGUCCCCCAGGACUAGAAUACCUGACCCAGGUGGACCAGCUGCUUAUCAAACAGAAAGUUGAAGUUAUUGAAGGUACAACAUUGCAAAUAAAAAAAAUAUCACUGCUUCUGGGUUUGUUCUGUGCCGUUUCCAAUGACACCUUUGUACGUGUCGUUCAUCCUCACACAGCCCUUGUCGGUUUCGAGAGCAACAACAAGUAUGAAGUCCGUAACGCCAUGGGUCAGAACGUGUUCUACGCCGUCGAGGAGAACGACUGCCUGAGUCGACAGUGCUGCGGCCCCAUGCGCUCCUUCACCAUCCACAUCCUCGACAAUUACGGACAGGAGGUCAUCACCAUCACCAGACCACUUAAGUGCAUGUCUUGCUUCUUCCCUUGCUGUUUGCAAGAGCUGGAGGUGCAGUCUCCCCCUGGUAAUACAGUGGGGUACGUUGUACAACAGUGGCAUCCGUUCUCCCCUAAAUUCCUGGUCACGGACGAACACUGCGAGCCUGUGCUGAAGAUCCAUGGGCCCUUCUGUGGAUGGAGCUGCCUGCCAGAUGUUGACUUUGAGAUUCUGACCAUGGAUGAAGUCAGUAAAAUUGGGAAGAUCAGUAAACAGUGGACGGGACUUCUGCGGGAAAUGUUCACAGACUCAGACAACUUUGGCAUCCAGUUCCCCAUGGACCUGGACGUGAGGAUGAAGGCUGUGAUGAUCGGCGCAUGUUUCCUCAUCGAUUUCAUGUUCUUUGAGGCGACUAACUAGGAGCCAAGCAGGAUUUCCGAGAAAGCAUUUAACAUUACUGGAAGAACAAGGCCAUAAAGCCAUGAUGAUCAGUACCGAAAGCCCUGAAACAGAACAACAGGUCCAACGGAUGGUGUAGAGAAAGUACUAAAAGGUAUCCACGAGUUUUCAUUUUGCAUGAACAGUGAAGCCUGGGUGGUUGUUUUAGUCUUUGCUGCUCAGGUUGAAAUACAUGAUACUGGGCCCUGAGUGCAAAACUUUAAAAUUAAAUAAUAAUAACCAGAAUCACUUAAAUGAAGAGUUUGUGAAGGAAGGAUUUGGUUUCCUCAUAGUUUGGAUGCAAAGGGCGUCAGACUCGUGUGCUUUGGACAGAUCAAUAGUCAAGAUGUUACUUUAUAGAGAUCACUAAGCUUGUUGUUAUAUUAUGAGACCUGCAGGACUUGUGUGCUGCAUUAGUUUGUAGAUCUUAUUUAUUGAUUUAUAUUUUGUGUUAUUUGUCAACUUCAGUGUGUGAGGUGCACGCCGCUUUUCGUGUCUGUGUGCUUAUGAGUGCACUUGUGUGUGUUCACAGAAACAUGAACUAUCAUAGGAAUUAAGUUGAUUUUCGAUGCCAUAACAAUUAUGCAGCAUUGACUCUGACAGUUUAUUAUACUGUCCCGGUCUUGUCCACUAGAGGGAGCCAGCUUUUCAUUUAAGAAUAAUGCCCGAAAGAACAAACUUAACUUUUAAAUCAAAUACUAGAGUGUGAUGACAUUGUAUAUUUUUUGGGACAAACUCAGGUUGAACUGCAUGUUACUGCAAAAUAGUGUUGGCUACAUGCUACUUACUGCUGGCUCUGGGACUCAUACACGUGAGUGUUUAAGUACUUUGGAGGAGGUUUUUUUUUUUACAUUAAAUUAUAUAAAUAUCAAUGUUAUAUGUCAUAUUUUGCAAAUAUAUCCUGGUGCAUCCUGGAUUUUUAAAUCUAUUUCACUGUUACAUUACAUGUGGAACAGUUUCACAUUCAAAGCUCGGAAAAAACAGCUGAUGAGGCUGAGCAUCUUGCAGCAUUAUAAAGUUGAUUGGAUGAGGCAAUCAGUCUGAUUAGGAAAGUAUUGCAGCAAAGACAUUAGCUAUGUGCUACAUCAACAUUAAUGUUCCUGUGUAGCAGCAUGAGUCAUAUGUAUGCAUCUGGAAAACUGUUACAAACACCCACCUAAAGUCAUUUCAACAGGUAUUAAGUCAUAAAAGCUUAAAAGGCUUUUUAUUUUUGUAAUAAGUAUCAUAAACAGCCAGCUGGGAGAUUUUUCCAUUGGCAGACUCAUAUUUCCUUGUGUCAACAGUGUUGUUUUUCUGCCUUCAGUACAAUGACACUUGUUUGUAAAAUUACCAUAAGUGGAUUUACCUUUUAAAAGCAGCAUUUCAAGACACACUAUGUGAUCAAGUGCUUAAGAUGGAUGUUGUUUUUGCAGAUUGCUCUGUUUUUAUGGCUUAAGUUGUUGAGAAAGUAUUAAUUUAUGUAAAAAAUAUAAUUACAUUCUUGCCAUUAACAUUAUUUUUGGUGGAAAGCAUUACCACUAGAAGCUGGUACUGGAUCCUCUAAAGGCUCUUUGAUUGUGUUUAAAAGCCAAAUAUUCAAGUCAGAAUGUGAUACAAAGGGAACUAAGCUAUUUCUAGUUAGUUGUAUAUUUAACAGUUAAAGUACUUAUUCUUCUACUUUUGCACUAAUACUGUGAACUAAUGAACCCUGUCGUCAUUUAGUCAUGCAAUGAAUGCAAACUAACUCUGUGAGCUGAGCUUCAAUAAAACACAAGUGU